CACUUCAUUUGCAUGUCGUGAAAUUUGUGUGGUGUUUGUUAUGACAUUUGCUUGUUUUUUUCUUAACAAAUAAUUUUCAAAUAUCCGUUAAAAAUUACAUGUUAAUAUGUCAAAUUUAAGGCAAACGCCAUUAACCUGUAGUGGACAUACUCGUCCUGUCGUUCACUUAGAUUUUAGUGAUAUUACCGAAUGUGGUUAUUUUUUAAUAUCGGCUUGUAAAGAUGGAAAACCUAUGUUACGACAAGGUGACACUGGAGAUUGGAUUGGAACCUUCCAGGGACAUAAAGGUGCCGUCUGGGGUGUUGCAUUGAAUUCUCAGGCAACUCGUGCUGCUACUGGUGCAGCAGAUUUUACUGGUAAAGUUUGGGAUGCCAUCACUGGGAAUGAGGUGCAAAGCUUUCAACAUAAGCACAUUGUGAAAUCUGUAACAUUUAGUUCUGAUAGUAAAUUGUUGGCUACAGGGAGCAAUGAAAAAUUAAUACGAAUAUUUGACCUAAAUCAACCUGAUAAUGAAGCACAAGUAUUUACUGGUCACAAUGGAGGAAUUAAAAGAGCCCUAUUUUGUCGAGGAGAUUCUUGCAUUGUUAGUUGUGCUGAUGAUAAAACAAUGAGGCUGUGGGAUAGAACAUUAUGCAAAGAAAUACAUAGAGUGGACUUUCCUGCAGCUCCAAGUAGUUUAGAGUUAUCUAAAGAUGGUUCAAUUCUUACUGCAACACAUGGAGAUACGGUGUCGUUCUGGGAUGCUAGUUCUUUUCAAAGAUUAUGUGAAGCUAAAGUGCCCACAACUGCUGCUUCGGCUUCUUUGCAUCCUGAUAAAAGUAUAUUUGUUUGUGGAGGAGAUGAUUUAAAAGUAUAUAAGUUUGAUUACGCAACAGGAAAUGAAAUUGAAUCGUUCAAAGGUCAUUUUGGUCCAAUUCAUACAGUACAAUUUAGUCCUGAUGGAGAAUUGUAUGCAAGUGGUUCUGAGGAUGGAACAUUAAGACUUUGGCAAACAACUGUAGGCAAAACAUAUGGGUUAUGGAAAUGUAUUGAAAGCAAUAGUGAUAAUUCCAAUCAUAAUUCCACAUCACAGAAAGAAAUCGUUGCCAACUAAUUUAAUUGUAAGAAUAAAAAGGAAUUUCAAAUAGGGGCUAAUGAAUGGUGAAUAACAACUUCAAGCAGUUUUGGUGUAUAUUAAAUGUAUUUUAUAAUAAAUAUUUUUGAUGAUACUUAUUUCACACAGAAAACAUUUGAUUUGAGAAAUUUAUUUGAGCCACUUUAUUGUUUGGUAUUGAGUAAACUGUAUUAUGUUUCACAAAAUAUUUAUCAAUUAAUAUUAUUCUAAUUAAAUAUUAUU
This is a messenger RNA of Ctenocephalides felis (cat flea), 1336 nucleotides long. It is a transcript of the gene wmd, whose product is annotated as serine-threonine kinase receptor-associated protein. The coding region runs from base 107 to 1093 and encodes 328 amino acids. Gene Ontology annotation, molecular function: RNA binding; protein binding. Lineage: Eukaryota; Metazoa; Arthropoda; Insecta; Siphonaptera; Pulicidae. The transcript has 6 exons. The record is from RefSeq and is a predicted model, not a curated record. Gene Ontology annotation, cellular component: SMN complex. Gene Ontology annotation, biological process: spliceosomal snRNP assembly.